Ooceraea biroi (clonal raider ant) is the source of this 1250-nucleotide messenger RNA. RefSeq lists its product as uncharacterized. NCBI's taxonomy places the organism in Eukaryota, Metazoa, Arthropoda, Insecta, Hymenoptera, Formicidae. The record is from RefSeq and is a predicted model, not a curated record.
AGUGGAACGCACUCUAUAUCUAGACUGCGCGUUGAGGAGUGGGGGUAGAGGUUCACGUAGAAAAGGACUCACUCUGUUUCGUGGUCGUGCGUUCUCUUUCGUUCUCGCAUGCGUACAAACGUGCAAACCGAGGAACGAGGAAGUGGAAUGGACGCGAAACGCCGUACAUGCACGGACCUGCAACAUUAUUAUAUUGCAGAAUUACGGGCGAAAUUGUGAGAAAUAGCACUAAAUAAUGGUUAAUUGCUGUAUAUGCUGGAAAGAACAUUGUUCUCUAUUACCACGAAAAUGUCAUAGUUUUCCAACAAAUACAGAAAGGCGUGAAAAAUGGUUUCAUAGCAUUGGUUAUACUGUCAAUGCUUACAAAAAUGCCAAAAUUUGCAGUGAUCAUUUUACAGAGGAUGAUUAUAAUUAUACUGGUACAUCCGUACAAAGUAAAAGAUUAAAGAAGACUGCAAUACCAUCUGUUUUAAUACAAAGAAAUAUAAAAAGAGACUCAGGGAGCAACAUUCAAACUGAUAGUUAAAAUGAAUCAAUGGAUAUGAGAAAUGAAUGUACAAUGGAUAUUGAGCAUGAAUCGAGAAAGGAUUAUCAACAAUCAAGCGACAUUCAACAUGACAAUAUUAUGGCUGAAGCAACACUUGUCGAGAAAAGUGACGCCGCUGGGCAAAGGUAAGACAAACAUGAUAAUAAAGAAACGUUUGUAAUUUGUUGUAACUACUUAUAUUAAUAUAUAUGAAGUAAUAUUAUAAAUAUUAUAUUUUAUACCCAUAUAUUAUAUACUCAUUUGGUUCAGAAAACUAAAACGUAACAUUAAGAACGUGGAAAAAAUAUUUCUAAGAACUAGGAAAUUUAAUGUAGAAUGUAUAAGGAAAACAGAAUUUGUUAGUAAUCAGGCGUGGAUUACGUUCGUUAAAUAUAUUAAUUAUAACAGAUAUUUACAUAAACUGAAUAUGUCCAAAAAGUCACGCGCACGGAAGAAAAUAUCUACAAUGCAAUCUGUCAUACAAAUAUCACAAAGUAAAAAUUUAGUAACAACUGAUGCUGUUAAUGCUCUAAAGGUAAGUGAUUAAUAGUCCAAGGCUGAUGAGUUUUAUGUUUUAUGUAGAAAUUGUUUAUGUAUUUACAAAACUUUAUGUAUUUAUUUAUAAAUACAUAAAUAGUUUUUUUAAGUUACACUGAAGAUGGUUCAAUGAUUAAACCGAAACGUUUGUUUUGUACACUGGAAGAAGAAUAAACAACAUAGCACG